This is a messenger RNA of Clarias gariepinus (North African catfish), 2186 nucleotides long. It is a transcript of the gene slc25a47b, whose product is annotated as solute carrier family 25 member 47b. Gene Ontology annotation, molecular function: transmembrane transporter activity. NCBI's taxonomy places the organism in Eukaryota, Metazoa, Chordata, Actinopteri, Siluriformes, Clariidae. Gene Ontology annotation, biological process: transmembrane transport. Gene Ontology annotation, cellular component: mitochondrion. The record is from RefSeq and is a predicted model, not a curated record. Bases 417 to 1121 code for a protein of 234 amino acids. The transcript has 5 exons.
GUACCCGCUGAGGGUCCGGGACUGAGUGGAGCCGGUUAGCGGCUCGGACUGACCCCGGAUCAGCGCUGUGAGGACUCGGACAUGGAGAAGGACGAACCGGGUUAAAGCCUACCGUGUGAAUGUGUCUGUAAACCACUGAAUGAGAGGAGAGCAUUUAUUAACAUUUAUUAUCUAAUCCUGAUCCUGGUGUUUUUAUUUUAUUCAUUUAUUUUAUUUUAAUUCUUUAUAAAUAACUGAGGUGAUUUCUAAUUGUGGUGUUUAGGGGCUUUUGGGGUGGCAGUGGGGUAUCCUCUGGACACCAUCAAGGUCAGGAUUCAGACACAGAGGAAAUUCCUUGGGGUUUGGCAGUGCAUUGGCGCCACCUGCAGGAAUGAAGGGGUAACGACACGUGCCAGGUGUACGGCUUCUAUAAAGGCAUGUCGAUGCCCAUCACGACGGUCUCUCUCAGCUCGUCCGUGGUGUUCGGGACAUAUAGGAACGUGCUGCAGGUGUUGCACCACCUGCGGGGUAAAACUGCAGAUGCCCCCCGUGCCAAACAGGACAUCUUUCUAGCCGGCUUUGCAGGGGGGACCGCUCAGGUUUCAGUGAUGUCUCCAGCAGACAUUGUGAAAGUGCGUCUUCAGUGUCAGACCCAGACGUUACAGGGAGCUGACCUCAAGUCCAGGCCUAAAUACCACGGGCCCGUGCACUGCCUGUUAACAAUCGCCCGGGAAGAGGGAGUGUCGGGUCUUUACAAGGGAGCCGGAGCCUUGGCGCUGAGAGAUGGACCGUCUUUUGCCACUUACUUCCUUGUCUAUAACACUGUCUGUGAUUGGCUGUCUCCAGACAAGAACACUCAGCCUGAGUGGAAGGCGGUGAUGCUCGCUGGAGGAUUGGCAGGAACGUGUGCCUGGAGCGUCGGGACGCCCAUGGACGUGAUAAAGGCGCGCUUACAGACUGAUGGUGUGGGCAAGAAGCGCUACAGAGGGUUUUUUCACUGUAUAACAGAAAGUGUCCGAACCGAGGGACCUGCAGUUCUUUUUAAAGGCCUCGUGCUGAACUGCGUGCGCGCCUUUCCCGUGAACAUGGCUGUUUUUGCCGUGUACGAGCUGAUCGUACGCUUCCUACGAACCGAGUCGUAGGUCAUUCUGCUCAUUAUAUGCCACUUAUCACGUGUAUAAACAACCAUAUCACACCAUGAACACGUGGGGAGACCGUGAUGAGAAUGAGUGAUGGUGAAUUAAUGCAAGUUUAUUUAUUUAUUUAGUUUGCACUGAUUUGAGUGACGACCUCUACUUAAAGCGUUAUAUAAUUGUAAUAUAUUUUUAUUUAUAUUUGUUAAAUAUUAUAUUGUAAAAUGAUCCUGGUGAAACUAACACACAGCUGAGAUGUAUGACUUAUCGCAGUGGAACACUUUAUUAAUUGAUGUAUCACUGAAGGAGAACUCUCAUCAUAGAGCCCAGUGUUCUCCUGGUUUUAAACUAAACUGUCUCUUCCCUCUCUGUGGUUUGUGUCAUACAGCAGGUGUGUGUAAUAUUAACUAGUAUCUAGUAAGUCUGAUCACUAAAACAGAACCUUUGGUACAGCAAAAUAAUCUAAAGAAUAUGAUGGUGUGUAUGAGAAGCUCAUCAGAACACUGUGUUGUACCAGAUGAUGGAUUGAUGCUGUACGCUGAUUAUACGUAACAUUAAACCCAUUAAUGUUAAAACUAGGCUUCCCCAGGACAGUUCUGACCCCUCGGGCCCUCUGGGGAGCGCUGUGGUGUCUGACACCAGGACAUUAGCAGCAGAUCCCUUGGGUGCUGUGGGUUGUGGGCGGGGCUUUGUGGAUCAGACCCAUGAGCAUCAAACCGUUUGGGAUCUGGGGAGUUUAGAGGACGGGUCAAAGGUCUUGGGUUCUUUGCCUGCUGGGCCCAGUGCGCAGUGUUCUGAUGUCAUUCUAUCAUGACCAAAAUGGACUUUUUCCAGUAAUUUACGCUGCAUUGGCUUUUCUGUGGGAUUGAACCAGACGUGCCGGCCUUUGGGCACGAAACACUACAGAUGAGGUGGUUAGAGAUUAGUUUAAAAAAAAACCUGCUGAUUAUUUAAUUUACUAAAAUGUUACUUUUAUUUAUUUUUAUUAAUAUACAUACUUAUUUAAAGUUGAUCAGUCUGAUUGUUUUUGACAUAUAGCUCUUGGUUUAUGAUCUUUGCAGUGGAUUUAUAUGU